Molecule: messenger RNA, 534 nt
Organism: Thecamonas trahens ATCC 50062
Lineage: Eukaryota; Apusomonadida; Apusomonadidae
Exons: 1
Coding region: 1-534 (177 amino acids)
Source: RefSeq, a predicted model, not a curated record
AUGCGUCUCGCUCUUGUUGUUGCAGCUGCUGUCUGCGUGCUCUCUCUGGCCGUCUCUGCCCGCCCGCUCGCCUCCACGCCCGAGGAGGACGUCCUCCACUUCCUCGAGGGUCUUGUCGAGGGCCUCGGCCACGACGUCAACGUCUCCGACUGCCAACCUGCUGCCACCAAGACGCUGCAGGACUUUGACACCGGCAUUGUCGACCUCGAGAACGGAUUCCGCCACAAGUCGGUCAAGGACAUCUACGACGGCUUUGAGGCCCUCGGUUCCGCCUUCCACGAGCUCGGCAUCGCCUUUGAGGAUUGCGGCGAGGAGUACGCUGCCAUCGCCAAGGACAUCAAAAAAAUCGCUACCGAGCUCGCUGAGCCCGACGGUGUCAUCCGCGUCGUCGUCGAGGAAGUCAUCAACAUCUUUGUUCACGAGAAGCAGAUCGUUGACGACGUCCGCGACCUCAUUGCUGCCUGGAAGGCCGGCCAGUACUACCAGGCCGGCGUCGCUCUUGGCGAGAUCGCCGGCAUUCUCCUUGAGGACUGA